Messenger RNA from Arabidopsis arenosa, 673 nucleotides. The record is from the annotation of a GenBank genome assembly. Lineage: Eukaryota; Viridiplantae; Streptophyta; Magnoliopsida; Brassicales; Brassicaceae.
AUUUCCCAAUUUCUCUAACCGCUCCAGUUAGAUCUCCGAUUUCUAGAUUCUGAUCGAUCCAAAUCGGAGACGUGUUCAUUUGAAGAGUGAAGAUAGCAGAAAUGGACGCUGGAAUUGAACAGUUUGUGAGGGUAUCAUGUCGGCUAUCGGUUUCCCGACUGAACUAUCUGAUCGAUCUCAUCAAUGCAUGGUCGACGAACAGUAUCCAUUACGAUGAUGGUGUGGUUGUGGAGGCUGUAUACAAAUGGGUUCCGGGUUCUCUUGGACUUGAGUUGGUUGGGGAGGGAGGUGAAGGUGGCGGCUUUGGCGGAAAUAAUCUACAAGGCCUUGGUGGGAAUGAUCAGCAAGCCGUCCCAGCUGCAGUCGGUGAAGUUUCGGAUAAGGAAGAAGAUGAAGCCGCCUUAGAUGAAGAUCAUGAAGCUGGAGAUGACCAACAGAGCAAGAGAAAGCGAAAGAGAGAACAGAAGGAGGGUCAGGAGGAAGAGAAGGAGAAGAAAAUUCAGAAACUCUGAUAACUCGUCAGUACAUGAUGAUAAGAAGUAGUAGUGUUUUACUUGGAGUAUAGAAGAAUCCACAGACUCGAAAUUCGACCGCAGAGUAAAGAAAAUAUACUAGAUCUUGAUUCUUGCUUCUGUACGUUUCACAUUUCAAGAAAUAUAAGAACCUUGAUUUG